GCAGUGUAGGUCGGAACAUGUAGUGCUUGAAGCUGGAUAUCUCUGUGUUUUUUUUUUUUACCCCCGUCUAUUCAUCUCACGUUGUCUUCUGCAAGUGCUGGAAUAUUUUUUAUUUAAGUGCUUAAAUGGCAUCCACAAGGCGCCGCCGCCUUGUUCCGUGCUUUUUGGGAAUACUUCUAAAUGCUUUAGUUGGUGUGAUGUGCGAUGCAGAACUGUCCUUCAGACUGGAGCCCAGGGACAUCAUCGCGGUACAGGAGCAGCCCCUCAUGCUGCACUGCCAGGUCGACGGCAUCCCCCCAAUAACAAUACAGUGGAGGCACUACGGCCUGCUUUUAACUCAGGAUCAGCAUCACACCACAUUCAUCAACGGCUCACUACUGAUCGCUCACUUCCAGAAGACCAAAUCUGAUAUGUCGUCGGACGAGGGCGACUACGAGUGUGUGGCCGAGAAUUAUUUUGGGCUGGUGGUGAGCCGCAAGGCCCGUAUUCAGGCAGCCACCAUGGCAGACUUCCAUGAACAACCGGAGUCAGUUCACGCUGAGGAGGCCGGCGUGGCAAGAUUCCAGUGCCAGAUCCACGGUCUGCCAGAGCCGCUCAUCAGCUGGGAGAAAGACAGCCGCCCGGUGGACACCAAGGACGAGAGGUACACCCUCUUGCCGACAGGUGUUCUGCAGAUCACAGGUGUGCAUGACGAGGACAGCGGAAAGUUCUGCUGUGUGGCUCAUAACAGUGCAGGAGUGAAACACAGCACCGAGGCACUUCUCACUGUAUCAGGCUCUCAGUCAUCUGUUUACAAAGAGCCUAUGAUAGUGGUCGGUCCAGAAAACCUCACCCUCACUGUACACCAAACCGCCAUCUUGGAGUGUGUUGCCACCGGAUACCCCCGACCCAUCGUGUCUUGGAGCAGACUAGACGGCCGUCCCAUCGGUGUGGAGGGCAUCCAGGUACUCGGCACAGGGAACCUGAUGAUCUCAGAUGUGGGUGUGCAACACUCAGGGGUCUACGUAUGUGCUGCUAACAAACCGGGGACCCGCGUUCGCAGGACUGCUCAGGGACGUCUGGUGGUCCAAGCUCCGGCAAAGUUUGUUCAAGCACCCCAGUCCAUCGCUCGGCCCGUCGGCACCACCGCUAUCUUCACCUGCCAGGCACAGGGCGAGCCGGAGCCCCAGCUCACUUGGCUGAAGAACGGGCAGAUCCUGGAGCCCGGGGGCCACGUCAAACUCAGGAACAACAACAGCACUCUGACGAUUUAUGGUAUCAGCCAGGACGACGAGGCGAUCUACCAGUGUAUCGCUGAGAACAGCGCCGGCUCCACACAGGCCAGCGCCCGCCUCACGGUACUCGGGGCCAACGGACUGCCUGGUGUGCCCUCCCAGGUGCGGGCUGAGGCCCUCUCCCCCUCCAACAUCCAGGUGUCCUGGAGAAAGCCGGAGCAAAACACGCAGGACAUCAUCGGUUAUGUGCUGCACAUCCGCAAGACUUCAGACCCUGCGGAGAUGGAGUAUGAGGAGGCCCUCAGUAAGGCGACGCUGCAGCAGAUCAUCCGAGACCUGGAGGCCUCCACCAGUUACUCUUUCUACGUCAAGGCCUACACAUCCCAUGGGGCCAGCAAACCAUCGGACAGUGUCACGGAGACCACUCACGGGGAGGUGCCAGCGUCCCCUUCUCUCUUCACCAAGGUGAUGAACAGCAGUGUUAUACAGGCAACGUGGGAACCUUCCUCCAAGAUGGGCCAACAACAGGGCUUCAGACUGUACUACAGAAGAGCCCACACUCCGAUGUUCACCGGCCCCAUCCUCUUCCCUCGCAACGUCACACAGUACAACAUCACUCAGCUGGAUCCUUCUCUGGUCUAUGAGAUAAAGCUGUUCGCAUACAACCAACACGGAGAUGGCAACGCCACCAUCCGAUUUGUUUCUCUUCGAGAGGCGUUGGAGAAAUCUGUGUUGGAUGCCCCAUGUGACUGUGUGAAAGAUGAACAGAGCAAAACAUCCACCACAGGCAUCAUAAUCGGCAUACACAUCGGAGUCACCUGCAUCAUCUUCUGUGUGCUUUUCCUUGUCUUCAGCUACCGCGGCAGGUUAAUGAUGUGUAAGGCGGUUCAGGCCACCCCCCAGGCAGGGCACAGCGCUGUGCUGGAGUCCUCCUCCUCCUCCCAGGGGGCCUCUGGGCUCAACGGGGGUGCCAGGAGAGAGAUGGAGGUCAAUGGCAGCACAGCUGGGAAGAAAGUGGCCGACAGCAACGAGCUUGAGAGACUUUUUACUCAGCCCACCACACAAGAUACACGCAUGUCUGACUCCUACGUGCUGAAUGACACCCAGCUGUCUACGAUACCGCUGGACGAGUUUGGGCUGGAGCGAGAGACGCAGUUCCAGGAGCGUCCUGCAGCCGGAGCGGGUCGGCAGGACCAGGGCUGAUCAGGACGAAAGGCCCCUCACACAACACUGUCCACAGUGUCCACUUAGACUCUUCUCUCACUCAGGUUGACAAGUGUUUCCUUUCAAAGUAGUUUUUCCUUUUGUGCAAAUUUGGUCUUUUGUUAAUUUUCUGGUGUUGGGUAGCACACAGAAUAGAGGCCCCAGAAUGUCCUUGUUAUACAAUGAUGAUUUAAUUUUUAAGUUUAUAAAUAUAUAUAUAUACGUAUAUAUCUUUAUCACCUAUAUGUCAAAGUGGUUAUAAGUUAUUGGUCUUAUCUCUACUUUUCUGUGGAUGUCAAAGACUCCUGCUGCCUGCUCACACUACCAAUGAUUCCACCUUAUCGCUCGCAGAAGACCUUAGCCUUCGUCCAGGGACUCGAUGUAUUCUGUCUCAGGACAUUGUUUCAGUGAUACCAACAUAUUAAAUGAGGUCUUGGCCUUCAUACAGGCUCUAGACUUGACUGUGUGAACCUUACGAUUCAACAAAAACCUACCUCAGCCGGAAUGAAUGUGUUGCGGGAAGCUUUUCGGGACAUGACCUUCCCCUGUGCUCACAAUUACGUUACAUGCGGAGGAACUGAUUGGUUAAAAAAUUACAAGAUCAGGUGCCGCACUACCUCAGAUGUCAAGGAUCGUCUCUCUUCUCCUGCUUGUUGAAGCAAAACGAACAAAAAACGAGUAUCCAACAUAAAGCACUUCCAAAUGCUGAAGUUAAUGUUCUACCUCAAGAUAACAAUGUUAAUGUUGUCGCUGUUGUUGUUGUUGUUUGUCUGUUUAUUGCAUAAUGAAAAACCCUAUUUUCUCUCCCCUCUGUGAAAUCCUGGUUUCCCUCUGUUGAUGAAUAUGGUGUUUGUAGAUACAAUGUCAGUACCCUCAUGCAAGUUGACAGACUGAUACCCUGUUGUAUGAAUUACAGUACCUUAGGUAUGAAUAAUGUUGUUCCAUUUUAAGCUUUUUUUUUUUUUUAAUGAUAAGAGCGUUAGAGAUACACUGCAUUGCUAAUGAUGUUUCCAGGGUUCUUUACUGCUCAACGAGUCAUAUUACAUCAUGUUCAAUUGGACAGCAGGCAAAAUGAUGUAAUAUACAGACAUCAUACAUGUGUGUUGAAAUAGCGCUGUGAUUGAAUUGUCUAUUUGUGUGAGUUUGUAUGCAGAUUUUUUUUUGUUGGAAUUAAUGUUUUCAUAGGUAGGCUAUAUGAUUUUUGUAAAACAAGAAUAUUAAGCACAAAUCGUACCCAACACAUUAUGUCACAGUUGUUGGUGUACUGACUUAAAGAAAUUGUUCUGGCAAAUACGCUUAUUGCUGACAGUCGCAUGAUACCACUCAUGUUUUAUCCAAGAAGCUACGGCUGCUAGACGAUUAGCCUAGCUUAGCAUGUACAGUGCAGCACAUCUUCUCCCCUAAAAUCACAUUUAAAUAUUUAAAUUACUGUUUGAGCACAAAUAAAAUAAAUGAGAAAUAACUAAGGUAUUAGUGAGCUUCAGAGGUUCUAGUUUGCAGAUUUGGUUAGAGCAAGGUUGGCUGUUUCCCGUCAUUGAUUGAUUGAUUGAUUGAAAAGUUUAUUAACAGCUUGUAUAUUGGGUACAGUACAGUACAGCUCAAAACAUACAAUUGUUAAGGGGAUGCAGACCAGAGAAAGACUUUCGUCUUGUUUACAUCAGGGUCCCCCAUUUCCAAUUCAUCAUAACAUUCAAGUCGUUAUGCUUAGCUAACACUUCCCUCCCAGCUCUAUCUUCAUACUUAGAUGUUGGGAAAUACACACAUUUUCUUUAUUUGUAUAUAUAAGGCUCAAUUAAUGUACCUAUUAGGGGGGAUUAUGUGCUGGAUUAUUUAUUGACUGUGAGCAGUAACUCCAACUAAUCAUGACAUAUUUAACGGACAGAUGUGAGAGGUGUAUUGGUCUUCUCUUACCUGAUCAAAACAAACGAGUAAGCGUGUUUCCCAAAACUCAAAACUGUUCCUUUGAUUUGAAUGGGAUGCAGUGUAUGUCUAACCUCAUUCUGGAUAUUUUUUGCUGCAGUGCUCUUAUUAUAGUGAUGUUAUUUUCAUGUCACAUUAUCUGCCUCCUUUUUUAAACAAAGUAGUAGCCUUUCAGACUUACGGUGCCCAGGAGACAUGACAGUUGCUGGUCAUGCUUGACUAUUGAUACUUUCUUCCUCAAAAAACGCAACUGCUGCUCAGCCUCCUCCCUCCUGUCAACACUGACUGGUUUAAGUGCUUCAGGAAUACCAUGUUCAUAAUAUCGCUGGAUGUUGACGAUUACAGAUGUAGUGUAGAGCAGGGUGAGGGUGACUCUCCAAUCACAGGGCUCCUUUCCCGGCUCUCUGUUUCUCAGUCGUCACAUACUGUACAGGACUUGCUCUGAUGCAUCAUGGUUACCUACCUCAACCCUGUUUUUGGCUUUUCUCUCAGGUCUUAAUGAAGGAAAGACACAGAGUAUGAACAAAGGAUUAGAAGAAUACACACAUACUUAUAUAAACAUUUACAUAUAUAUAUAUAUAUAUAUAUUACAAUGGUCGCCACAUGCUGGUCAGACAGGAAAAGGGUAUACAGUAAAGGAGGGAGAACUUUUUCAGGACUUUUAUCUCGUGCACUUAGGCCUACUAUUAAAAAAACUGUUCAAUUUCAUGCUUAGUUUCAAGAGGAUGUGAAUGUAUAAUUUGGUUCAUUUUUCUUCAUAUCACAAGCCUUCAAGGUGUUUGACUAUAUAUUCUCUGUUGAAGGUUGAUCACUGAAUAAGUAAACUGGAAAACAUAGAGAGGGUGGCACUUACAACUCCAACACUUACAACUCAAAUGAAUUCAUUCCGUUCUUGCUCCUUAACCUCAGGUUAAUUGGUUAUUACCUAAACCAUGCUACAUUUACGGUAAACAUAUUGGGAAUUUCUGACAGGUGCCACAUUUCCACUUAGCAAAAACAAGCACAGAAGUAUAAAAGUUUGGCAAAUUAGCCAUUUGUUUUGAUGUUUGCAGUGUUGACCUAAAUGGUUCUGUUGCCUCACUUCAGUGCAAAGCUAACAUUGAGUUGCACUUUGCAAAGGCAACUACACCUUUACCUUUAUCUACAUUGUUGGUGUUUAAUCCAAAAAAUGUUGUUUGGUGUAAGCUGGUCAGCUCACUUGGUAGCUAUUUUUCUGCCAGCUUUCAACAAAGCAACAACUCUCUGCUAUACUGAGAAGCAGCAGAGCUAGCAAGGCUAGCAUUUGGUGGUUUUACAGUUUUACCGAUAUUGAAGCUGUUAAGUAAAUGAAGCAUAAUGAGCAAUGAAAAUGUAGGAAAUUGGAAAAUUAAGAAUUGACAUUCACCUUGACAGUUGUUUCUGUCCCCACAGAGAAUCACCUGCCACCCUCGUGUAUUUUUGCAAACCUGCAUUAGACACAGUUUAUAUUGUAGUGAUCACCAUCGGUACUGUAAUGUUAUGCCUUAUGAAUUUCUUUGUCUAUGCUUAUUUGUUUGCAGAUGUUUUCCCUGCAUUCAUUUAUUGUAUUUAAUUGUACGCUCUGGUGUUAAUAUUAUGUUACAAGUGUUGGAAAAACAAUAGUGGUACUUCAAGAUAGCAGAAACAAAUGUCUCCUGCUUGUAUAUUUGUAUACCUACCAACGUGAUUAUGUAAUCUCCAGGGCUGCUGCAGCCUUAAUCAGUGUAUUUACUGUUGAGAGUAAUUUCACUGGGGAAACAAGUGGUGUGCUUGUCUCUCUUCCUUCCUUCCUUCCUCUGUCCCUCGGUGUAAUUUAGGGUUAAUAUCCUGCAGGAAAUUGCCCACAUCUCACCCGUGGAUGUGACAGAUUUUAGUGCUAUACUGUUUAACCUGAUUCACUGGGGAUGUGGUGCAGUGACGAUCAUGUUUACGUGAUAAGACUUUGAUAGGUCAGGUUGUCAUUUUACUGUUUAAUAUUAGAACUUGUGUGAUUUACCGGAGACUGACUGGCUGCUGUAACUCCAUCAGCAGAAGGAACAAAGUUCCUUCGCUGACACAGAGAUAAAAGGGCCUUUGUCUUGUAUAUUUUGCAGCCUUGGGAAGUGCUAUAUCACCAACUAAGCUCCUGUCAGUAAGCCAGCCUCUGUUUCUCUAUUAAGGAAUCCUGAACUUUGGACAGGGAGAGUGUAUGCUCAGGGACUCUGAUCCUUAGCGGGCCACACUUGGCCUUCUGGAAUUUACAGCAUUUCCCUCUUUAAAUUCUGCUAAUGCCCAGUUAAGGGAUGCCUUUUUUGUUGGUCAUUUUACAUAAAUAAAAGAAAUAGUUGGCAGGAUGAUAAACAUGUCCUCUUUUCCUCAACUUCAGGGAAAUCACAUUCACAAGGACACUUCAGUUUUUCUUUAGAUCUCAGUCGAAGAUUACUGUAAAAGUCUAUAAAUCUUCCAAAAGUCUGCCUGGAUUACCCUAGAAGUGAUCGUCUUCUGUGGUAAUGCUUCUUGCUGCGUAAAACCUAAAUGACUAAAAACCUUCUGUAGUUCUCUCUUUAGUGUUGAUAUUCAUUCUAAUGCUGUAACUAUUCACUCAAUACAUCUAUAAAUAAAUCGGCAUAACAAUUUAUUAACCGUUUAACACAUUUCUCAAGCACUAAAUGAUGGUAAACUGAAUAUUUUUGGGUUUUAGACAAAAAGUAUUAAAUAAUUUAUCUUGAGCUUCAGGCAAAUCAAUUGUUUGGGACAUUUUACACUAAUGUUUUAACUGUCAACUGAGACAAUAGUUUACUGAAAUAAAUAAAGGUAUUACAUAAGUAUUAAAAUAAAUUAAAAAAACAUUAGUUGCAGCUGCAUUUUAUUCAUACUUCUUCUCAGGUUCUCACAAAAAAGGCAUCCUGGGCUGGGCAUGUGCAGGAUUUGUUUUGCAUUGCCAGUAUCAAUGGUUGAUCUCAAGGGCAAGUAUGUUUUGGGUAACCUGAAAUAUUUUCUCUUUGGUUUCUCUAAAAGUCUAAAGCCUCUGCUUGAAAUACAUUACCUUUAUCUGAUAUGGUAUUGAUCAUUGUGGCACAAAAUGAUCACCCGAUAUGAUUGUGAAUUGAUUAAAUUUCCGAUGCAUUUAUCUCUCUGUCGUUCUGCUCUGAGACCCCGAUGACUGUACAUGUCAAAUAAUGCUGAGUUUAAAGAUUUGAAGAUGGUGAUUUAAUGUAAAUGUACUUUAAUGUUUGAGAUCAGUAUUAUAUUUUAUAUACCUCUGUCAGAGAGAACCCUACAGUAGAUCUGCAUGAGAAAUUAAAAGCUAAAGUGUUAUUUAAGCUGAAAUGAAAAGUGUUGGUUAGCAUUAUUGGACUUGUGAUGGUAGCUGAUAUUUAGACAAAUAAUGACAGAAUAAUAUUGUGAGCUCAAUAUGGUGCUAUUGAUGGUCACUGUUGGUCAAUCUGUUUUGAUGGUGUGUAUUGAUGAAAAUAGGUUGAGUGACCUUUUUUCCGUUGAUAAAUCUGUCUUGCUCUCGCUGAUGUCUGAUUAUCACCUCAUCUUCAUCCUGUUUCCACCAGUCAUCCUCACGAGUGACUCGGGGUGAGAUCCUGUCAGUCCUGUUACCUUUUAAACUGACAAGCUGUUUUGAUUUUCCUUCGCAAACCCUCUUUGCUUAAGGACAAUGUCUGUUCUGUAUUGAUGUUGUCAACACUCUCUAAAGCCGCUGGGUGAUCCCUAAUUUGGCCCCAGAAAUAAGAACAAAGCUCCUGGGUCAGAUCUACUGUGCAUGCAGGUGAUAGACCCCCCCCCCCCACCCCUUAAAACCUGCCCUUUGAGGUUAGCGUCAAACAUGAAGGUGAAUAACAGCUUGUCAGUUAAAAACAUCUUUGUUUAAGCUUUCAGAGACAUGCAUUGUAAAAUCAAAAGCACCACAUUCACGUUUGUGAUUCUCAGUCUAAGCUUUGAUCCUGCAGCACUGCAGGCAAAAUAGUUUUAUUUAGUCUAAAGAUAAAAUUAUGCCGAUAUCUUGUUGCCAUAUUUAACCAUGUAGGCGUAAGAAUAUCUGACCUGCUCUUGCCCAAUGUUGCUGGUUUGUAUCCAGAAUUGUACUCAUAUGCAUAAAAUAGAUGAACUGAGGUGAAACUAUUUGUAAUUGUUUAUAGAUACCACCAGUUUUUUACUUUAUUGGCAUUGUCAACCAGGACACGACCAAUGAAAGCAUGGCUGUUAUUUAUGUUCACCAUCUCUUCUGGAUAGAUUGAUAUAUUAACAGUAUAUAAGCUGUCCUGGUUGAGAUGAUAUAGGACAGGAAUCUUAUCACACACAAAACUAGUUAUGUUAGGUUUUUGGAAAUAAAAAAAUGUAUGGCUUUUUUCAAUCAGUCUUUUAUGUAUAUGCAUUCACAGAAAUAAUUGUUGUCUUCACCUUCAGUAGAACAUGUGACAGCAACAAAGGGCAAGAGAAGGCAAACGCUGUCAGCCGUUUUAUUCUAGCUUCAGUUUAUUUUAUUGAUACAACUAAAUAUGUUUGUGUCUAUGCAGUUUAUCAUAAUUUUUAAAUUCCUACAGGGUUCAAAUGUGGUGCCAACCUGAAACCAAAAACCAUAUGCAUUUACCAGCUGUGUAAACUACUUGUUUAUGUCACAAAACAAGCCUCAUCCAUUGUGUUGCCUGCGUUCAAUUAACAGAUCGACCAGUUGGAACAAAGGAGCACAGAUCUGUAAAGCCAGCCUAUGAUCACACAUCUGUCUAUCUGCAGAGGUCACUGCCUCUGUCUGUCUUACUGUUUCUCCCACAGUUUAAUUCAGGUCAAUAUGAGAUGAUUUAAAAAGCGUUCUCAGAGCAUUGUCAGGGAUCACUUCUGUAUGUUUCCACAAAUGUAUGUUUCUACACUCUCUAGACCAAGGUGUUGAAGUUUAACUCUGUAUACAUAUCCACAUACAAAGUGUGUGCUGUAUGUGUGUAUGUAUGUGUGUAAAAACAUAGAAAAUGUUUAGUGGUUUGUAUUGUUUAAGGGUUCAUUGUGCAAAACUGAAUAAAAAACAAUAACAGUGAUAAUA
Molecule: messenger RNA, 9357 nt
Organism: Gymnodraco acuticeps
Lineage: Eukaryota; Metazoa; Chordata; Actinopteri; Perciformes; Bathydraconidae
Gene: igdcc3
Product: immunoglobulin superfamily, DCC subclass, member 3
Exons: 14
Coding region: 126-2417 (763 amino acids)
Biological process (GO): axon guidance; cell-cell adhesion
Cellular component (GO): axon; plasma membrane
Molecular function (GO): protein binding
Source: RefSeq, a predicted model, not a curated record